Andrographis paniculata is the source of this 1116-nucleotide messenger RNA. RefSeq lists its product as uncharacterized. The record is from RefSeq and is a predicted model, not a curated record. The transcript is spliced from 3 exons. NCBI's taxonomy places the organism in Eukaryota, Viridiplantae, Streptophyta, Magnoliopsida, Lamiales, Acanthaceae. Bases 28 to 987 code for a protein of 319 amino acids. Gene Ontology annotation, molecular function: hydrolase activity.
CAAUUGCUUCACUUCUGAUCGGAGAUCAUGGAGAACAUCAAACACCAUUCCCUGAAAAUCAACGGCAUCACUAUGCACGUCGCUGAAGCCGCCGGCGACGGCGCCGCCGUGCUCCUCCUUCACGGCUUCCCGGAGCUCUGGUACUCCUGGCGCCACCAGAUGCUCCACCUCGCCGCCAAAGGCUACCGCGCAAUCGCCCCUGACCUCCGGGGCUAUGGCGACACUGAAGCUCCGCCGUCACCCUCCGAUUACUCCGUCUGCCACCUCGUCGGAGACCUAGUGGCGCUCCUCGACGCGCUAGGUCUGGAGCAGGUCUUCCUCGUCGGUCAUGAUUGGGGCGCCGCCGUCGCCUGGUGGUUCUGCCUCUUUCGGCCUGAUCGAAUUAAGGCUUUGGUGAACAUGAGCGUUCAAUUUCACCCUAGAAAUCCCCAAAUCAGUUUUCUUCAGAUGUACAGAGAUGUGUUAGGCGAUGGAUUCUACAUCUGCAGAUUCCAGGAAGAAGGAGAAGCUGAGAAAGCAUUCGAAUCAGUGGAAACAGCACAGGCGCUGAAAUCCAUGUUCUCCAUGAGGGAAGCGAAGCCAUUAAUCGUGCCCAAAGAAGUGGGGAUGGAGGUUAUUUUCCAGGCGCCGGCGGAGCGUCCGCCAUGGAUGACGGCGGAAGACCUCGACUACUUCGCCGGAAAAUUCAAGCAGACAGGAUUCACCGGUGGAUUGAACUACUACCGCGCCCUGAACCUGGAUUGGGAGUGUCUGGCGCCAUGGCAGGGAGCUCCGGUGAGUGUGCCGGUGAAAUUCCUGAUCGGCGAUCAGGACCUGACGUACCAUGUUCCAGGAGUUGAGGAAUACAUCAAUGGUGGGGGGAUGAAGAAGCACGUGCCGAAUUUGCAGGAAGUGGUGGUGAUGGAAGGCGUGGCCCACUUCAUCAACCAGGAGAAGCCAGAAGAAGUAAGCCAUCAUAUCUCUGAAUUCAUCGCCAAAUUCUGCUGAGCAAAACAAUGCUCUGUAAGCUGUCCUGUUCGAUUAUUUCCAUGUUGUUGUCCGUUGCAACCAAUAAUGGCAUAUGAGGUCGUUUUCAAUUUCAUUACAAUAAAUGAGGUUUCUUUUCUUGAUAUACAA